Molecule: messenger RNA, 2156 nt
Organism: Clupea harengus (Atlantic herring)
Lineage: Eukaryota; Metazoa; Chordata; Actinopteri; Clupeiformes; Clupeidae
Exons: 9
Coding region: 12-2156 (714 amino acids)
Source: RefSeq, a predicted model, not a curated record
AGAACAAAGAGAUGGAGAAGACAAAACAACAACUAGAGGACAAGAACAAAGAGAUGGAGAAGACAAAGAAACAACUAGAAGAGAAGAAUAAACUCCUCCAGGAGAGAGAGACAGAUCUAGAUAACAUGACUAAACGAGAUAAGGAGAGAGAGGGACUACUGGAGAACAUGACCAGUAAGGUGGAGACCAGUAAAAGACAACUGGAGUCACUGGAAAAGGAACUGCAGGACAGGAACAGUCAACUACAGGACCUGAGAACCCAACUACAAGAACAAAGCAGGGAGCUGGAGGAGAGAGACAGACAGCUGGAGGAGAGAGACAGAGAGCUGGAGGAGAGAGAAAGAGAACAUGAGGAGAGCCUCCCCAAUCCAGAUCCUCCUCACAGGAGAAGAGACAGUAUGGAUGGGGUUCAUCCAAAUAAUCCAGAUCCUCCUCACAGGAGAAGAAGAAGUAAGGAUGACCCUCCAUUCAUGGGAGGAGAGAGUCCUGGUCCAGCGCCCCCAGUGUCUCCUGCUGUGUCUGAGCUGAGGCUGGUGCUGCUGGGGGGGAGCACUGCUGGGAAGUGGGCAGCAGGAAACACCAUCCUGGGCUCAGAGGAGUUUGGGAGGCAGGCCAGCACACACACAUCCACACACACAUCCACAGAGACCCAGCACAGUGAGAGCAGACAGGGGGAGGUGGCUGGGAGACGGGUGACCGUGGUGGAAACUCCUGACUGGUUCUGCAGUGGACUCUCUGAGAAGGACCUAAGACAGGAUGUGGGGCUUUGUGUCAGUCUUUCUGCCCCAGGACCUCACGCCUUCCUCUUGGUGAUUCCAGUGGAGCCGUCUGAAGGAGAGGAGAUGAGGAUGCUGGAGAAAAUGGAGGACAUGUUUGGGGAGGGCUGUUGGGGACACACACUGAUCCUCUUCACCCAUGCUGAGGGGCUGAGAGAGAGGAGUGUGGAGGAGUUGCUCCAGACAGGGAGCCAGGAGCUCCAGCAGCUGGUAGAGAAAUGUGGGAACAGGUGUCACCUUCUCAAUGUUAAGGACAGGCCUGACGACACUAAGAUCACACAGCUGCUAGAGAAGAUAGAAGAGAUGGUGUCAGGAAACAGAGAGAGAUUCUACAGCAGUGAGACCUACCAGGAGGCAGAGAAACAGCUCAGAGUGAUAGAGAGAAGAAUACAGAAAGAACGAGAGGUGGAGGAGAGGAAACUGAGGGAGGAGAGAGAGAGAAGAGAGGAACUUGCUAAAAAUGUUCAGGAGUCUCUGAAGAUGAUGGAGGGAGAGAUUCAACAGCAUGAAGGAGAAAUUAGAAUAUUGAAUGAAAGAACAACAGAGCUGGAGAGAAAUAUGAAAGAAGAGAGGGAUGAGGAGAAGAAGAGGGAGAUGGAGAGAGAGUUAAAGAGAGAGAUUACACAGAGAGAGGAGAUGGAAAGAACCCGAUCAUCUUCGUUGUUGACGCCAUCGCUGGUCUAUGUGGGCCACCUGCACAUGGCGGAGAAUUACAAGGAGCGCGAUGAGGCAGCCGAGUUCCUGAGCUGCCCGCUGGAGGCGCCCGACCAGGGAAGCGUCCGCACCACCAAGGAGACGCAUAGGCACACUGUAACGGUGCGGCUGCCCGUUACCGCUAACAUUGUACUUGAACAGGACAAAUGGACGGAGGGCACACCGGAGGAGGUGGCAGAGGAGGAGAAGAUCAAAUAUGAGACCCACACACCAGACAAGGAGGUGGUAGUUCCUCCUGCUAAGAAAGAGGAAGAGAAGUUGUCUCCACAGGAGGAGGUAAUGGGAAAGGAGGUGGGAUCGCCAGGGAAGGUAGGAAAGGAGGUGGGAUCUCCAGGGAAGUUAGGAAAGGAGGUGAAGCCUUUAGUGGAGCUGACAAAGCAGGUGAAACCCCUGGAACUUAGUAAAGAUGCAGAAGACCCAGGAGAAGAGGUAGUGUGUGGAGAGGUGAAGUCUCCAAAGGAGGCGAUGGAGGAGGUGAGGGAGGUGACAGCUGUACAGGAGGUGCAUGAGGAGCUGGGAGGUGUGCAGGAGGUGCAGGAGGAGGUGAGGAAAGCCUCUGGGGCUCAGGAGGAGCUGGAGAACUCUGAGCGAGCGGAGGAGACCAGGAGCCUGAGCCGCCUUAGCAGGGGCAGCUGCAGAGCACGAUCAGACGACCUGACCAUAUGA